AAACUCAUUAGGAAUCAGAGAUUGGAGUUAGUUAGGUAGUAGUAAAGGGAGAGAGUGAAGUAAAAAAUAUAGGUAAUGGAGAUUAAUUAGAGAGUUGGUUUGACUCUCCAAAUCUAAAACUCGUUUUGACCAUCAUCUUCUUCUUCUUCUUCUUCUUCGCCUUGUGUGUUACAUUCUCGAGAGAGAGAGAAAAAAGAAAAAAAAGAAGAAGAAGAGAAAAGCCAAAAAUAGAGAGAUAGAGAGAGGCAGAGAAACAAAAUCUUGAAAUUGUUGAUCUUGCCUUCGAAAUCGGAGAAGCCUAUAAACGCUCUCACCAAACAAACGAAUCCAUCAGAAGAAAGAAGAAGAAAGAAGAAGAUUGUGUUGGAUCUGAGAGAGAAGAAGCAAUUAAAAAAUGAAGCAUCUUGAUGAUAUCCCAUCGACGCCAGGCAAGUUCAAGCCCUACUUCCACCGUACGCGGUGGCAAUCUUCCGUGGCCAAGCUCGCCUUUUGGUCUCUCGUCUUCGUUGGUUUGAUCUUCAUCUUCUUCUACCGAUCUCCCCUUGUUUCCGAUGACCCCACUUCUACUUCUCGCCGUUCCCUCCGCACCUACUCCUGGGGUGGCCCCGCUUGGGAGAAACGCGUCCGAUCCUCCGCCCGUCUCCGCUCCCGCCGCGGUUUCUCUGUUCUCGUCACCGGCGCCGCCGGUUUCGUCGGUACCCAUGUCUCCUCCGCUCUCAAACGCCGCGGUGACGGCGUCCUCGGUCUCGACAACUUCAACGAUUACUACGAUCCCUCCCUCAAGCGUGCUCGCCAAGCCCUUUUGGAGAGGAGCGGUGUCUUUGUUGUCGAAGGUGACAUCAAUGACGCUGCUCUCUUGAAGAAGCUCUUCGAAGUCGUCCCCUUUACCCACGUUAUGCAUCUCGCCGCUCAAGCUGGUGUCAGGUACGCCAUGGAAAACCCUAGCUCCUAUGUCCACAGUAACAUCGCCGGCUUCGUCAAUCUCCUCGAGGUUUGCAAAUCCGCUAACCCCCAGCCCGCCAUUGUCUGGGCCUCCUCUAGCUCUGUCUAUGGCUUGAACACUAAGGUCCCCUUCUCCGAGAAAGACCGCACCGAUCAGCCUGCUAGUCUCUAUGCUGCUACUAAGAAAGCUGGUGAAGAGAUUGCUCACACUUACAACCACAUCUACGGACUCUCUCUCACUGGCUUGAGGUUUUUCACCGUCUACGGUCCUUGGGGUAGACCUGACAUGGCCUAUUUCUUCUUCACCAGAGACAUCCUCAAAGGCAAACCCAUUUCCAUCUUUGAGGGUGUCAACCAUGGUACCGUCGCCAGGGACUUCACUUACAUUGAUGACAUUGUCAAGGGCUGUCUCGGGGCUUUGGACACUGCCGAAAAGAGCACUGGCACAGGUGGUAAAAAGCGCGGUGCCGCCCAGUUAAGGGUUUUCAAUCUCGGCAACACUUCCCCUGUUCCCGUCACUGAUCUCGUCACCAUUCUCGAGAGACUUCUCAAACUCAAGGCCAAGAGGAACAUUAUGAAGUUGCCUAGGAACGGGGAUGUUCCUUUCACCCAUGCUAAUAUCAGUUCCGCCCAGAGAGAGCUCGGGUACAAACCCACCACCGAUCUUCAGACGGGUCUUAAGAAGUUUGCCAGAUGGUAUUUGGGCUACUACAAUGGCGGAAAGAAAGCUGCUAGUUGAUCCUUGAUUGAGUUUGUAGCUUCUUUUUUUUUAUUUAUUCUGAGAUUCUUGCGAUUGUUUCACGUUUUAACACUUGCUCUUUUCUUGGUUCUUUGGCGGCUGGCUUGGCUCAUACCCCCCUGUCUUCUCCAUAUAUGUUUUUGUACUCGAAAACGAUUUAUACUCUCCAUAAGAACCAUAAAUUUGAGAUUACAUUCUUUGUCA
Molecule: messenger RNA, 1885 nt
Organism: Camelina sativa (false flax)
Lineage: Eukaryota; Viridiplantae; Streptophyta; Magnoliopsida; Brassicales; Brassicaceae
Product: UDP-glucuronate 4-epimerase 3
Source: RefSeq, a predicted model, not a curated record